UGGAGAGAGUCCAAUUGAAGACUGUGUGGUCUUGGGAGUGAAAAUCUCCAACAAAAAACUCUGCUGAACAAGAAGAAGAAACACAAGAUCCAAGUGGAAGAACUGGAGAAGUAAUGGAUAGAUCUGAUUCGUCCUCCGACGGAUCAGACGAUCGUCAAAACCUUAUCGAACAGAAUGGAACCGAACGCCUCCCUUCUCCUCGCAAUCGCUCCACAACCUUCGACAUUGACGACGAUCGCCAUUUUCGGCCUCCCAUUCACAGAUUCCGUUUCUCCAUUCCCAAAUUUUCAUUUCACAAGAGGUACUACUACCUAUUAGCGGCCGCUCUACCUCUUUGCAUUAUCGCUAUAUUUUUCUCUGCCGAAAUCCGAAGUCUCUUCUCUUCUGUGAAUAUCUCUUCCACACUCGGAAGUUCCGAUUCCCUCAGUCACCGAAGGAGGGAAUCGGAGUUGAGAGCUUUGUAUUUGUUGAGGCAACAACAACUGGAUUUUUUCGAUAUUUGGAAUCAUUCUAACACAACUUUCAACUCGACCGCUACUAAUAAUUUGAGUUCAAAUUCAGCCCCAGGAGACGCAUUCAUAGAAGAUCUCAAAUCUGCUAUAUUGAAGCAAAUUAUUUUGAACAAAGAGAUCCAAAACGUUCUUCUGUCCCCCCAUCGGUCGGGGAAUUUAUCUGAGGUAGUUGGUGAUGCUCAUACGAUGGGAACAUUCACCAUUGAUCAAUGUGGAAAGAUUGACCAGAAAUUGUACGGCAAACGAACAAUUGAGUGGAAGCCCAAAUCGAACAAGUUUUUGUUCGCUAUAUGCACUUCGGGGCAAAUGUCUAACCAUUUGAUCUGUUUGCAGAAGCAUAUGUUCUUCGCUGCUAUCCUCCACAGAAUUUUAAUCAUUCCUAGUCACAAAGUUGAUUAUCUGUUCAGUAGGGUAAUUGACAUUGAAAAUAUCAAUACGUGCUUGGGAAGAAAGGUUGUCAUCUCUUUUGAAGAGUUUUCUGAGAUUAGGAAGCACCACUUGCACAUUGAUCGGUUCAUCUGUUACUUUUCAAAACCAGAUCCUUGUUAUGUGGAUGAAGAACAUAUUAGAAAGUUGAAGAACUUGGGGAUCUCUAUGGGCAAGCUUGAAUCUGCUUGGAAUGAAGAUGCUAAGAAGCCCACUGGAAAGACGGUUUCAGACAUUGAAUCCAAAUUCUCUUCCAACGACGAUGUUGUAGCAGUAGGAGAUAUUUUCUUUGCUAAUGUAGAGAAAGAGUGGGUGAAUCAACCAGGCGGCCCCAUCGCUCACAAAUGCCAGACUUUGAUUGAACCAAGUCGUCUGAUCAAGCUGACAGCCCAGCGAUUCAUUCAAACGUUCUUAGGAAAGAAUUAUAUGGCAAUCCAUUUCCGGCGACAUGGUUUUUUGAAGUUCUGUAACGCAAAGCAGCCAAGCUGCUUUUACCCCAUUCCUCAAGCAGCAGACUGCAUAAUUCGAAUGGUUGAAAGGGCGAAUGUGGCAGUCAUUUAUCUUUCCACAGAUGCAGCAGAGAGUGAAUAUGGAUUGCUGCAAUCACUUCUUGUGUUGAAUGGGAAGUCCAUACCACUUGUUAGAAGGCCUCCUCGUAAUUCAGCUGAAAAAUGGGACGCCUUGUUAUACAGGCAUGGGAUUGAGGGACACUCUCAGGUUGAAGCGAUGCUGGACAAGACAAUCUGUGCUAUGUCGAGCACAUUUAUCGGUGCAUCUGGGUCUACAUUCACAGAGGACAUUUUGCGGCUACGGCAGGACUGGGGCUCCGCGUCUCUGUGUGAUCAGUAUCUCUGCCAGGGCGAGGAACCAAAUUUCAUUUCAGAUCAGAAUGACAUGUAGAGAUUCGAUUGUGUAUAGCCUUGGUCUGGAAUUGAGUCCACAAAAUGAUAUGAUACCUCGCGAAGUUUGCACGAAUUCCUUGCAUAUAGCAAGUCCUCUCUCAUAACAAAAUACUCACGGCUGUAAACAGUGUAUAUAGAGAAAUACAAUGGAGAUGGCCAGUAAGAACUGGAUCAGCCAUCCUUGCAAUGUACCUGUUACACUGAACUUUAUAAUCCACAAUAAUUCCAGUA
Cucurbita maxima (winter squash) is the source of this 2071-nucleotide messenger RNA. RefSeq names its product O-fucosyltransferase 36-like. Gene Ontology annotation, molecular function: peptide-O-fucosyltransferase activity. The transcript has 3 exons. The record is from RefSeq and is a predicted model, not a curated record. Gene Ontology annotation, biological process: protein O-linked glycosylation via fucose. NCBI's taxonomy places the organism in Eukaryota, Viridiplantae, Streptophyta, Magnoliopsida, Cucurbitales, Cucurbitaceae. Bases 114 to 1838 code for a protein of 574 amino acids.